This is a messenger RNA of Desarmillaria tabescens, 1029 nucleotides long. RefSeq lists its product as uncharacterized. The coding region runs from base 1 to 1029 and encodes 342 amino acids. The record is from RefSeq and is a predicted model, not a curated record. NCBI's taxonomy places the organism in Eukaryota, Fungi, Basidiomycota, Agaricomycetes, Agaricales, Physalacriaceae. The transcript has 6 exons.
AUGACCACCUCUCAUACUCUCUCUGCCAAGUCUUUGCAAUACGACAACGAUACGUUUAUUUUCUCAAACACAGUACCUAGUUACCUAGUCGUAGCAUUCAAUCAACGACUCAUACCCCUCACCAGCGCCCUCGUACAUCGAUGGAUGUCACUCCUGGAUCCGUUCACCGCUCCUUUUUGCCUUUUCCCCGUCACUGUACACAGGAUAGGUAUCAUGGCAUACGGCGUACGCCGCAGCAGUGGUCCCCCCAUACCUGAGCAAUCGACGGACCCGCUACCUCCAGGCGAUUACGGCUGGUAUCUAUCCGACAGAUGGGAACACCGAUGUCUUCCCGAAGCUGCUUCAAGCAUCAGGCCUAAGUCUUUCCUGACUAUGAAACAGACCGCUUCUGGUGGCCAUUGCGAUCCAGAAAAGAUGUUUGAUGUCAUACCGGAAGUGGCGCACGCGGUCAUGGAGAGAGAUCGACAGCGGUGCUUUAUCACUGGCUCUGAGGCGAACACAGAGCUAGUAUGGAUUUUUACACCAUAUUAUACUCGCAUAACCCAUCACAGCGACCCUCUUGCUGUAUUCGCUACACCAGCAGAAUUCGAAACAGCACCAAAUGCGGCCUUCCUGCAUAAGGAUCUCGUUCCGUUCUUCUUGGACAACGCAUUUAGCGUCGAUGUUGACGAUAACCACCGUGUCGUAUUAUUUCGCAAUAUUGGUCCCGCUCAAUCGCUGUUACCAUCCCACCUCACAAUAACAAACGGACCAGACGACUAUUACCUCAGGGAACAUUUCCGGCUAUCACUCAGAGUGAACCUUCUAGACUGUGACAUUCGCAAACAGUACCCGAACGGGGCCAUUUUUGAGAUGAUGGGUGAGCUUGGCGUGGAUUACGACGAUCCCGAGAUGGAAGCUAUCGUACCUCUGAGCGAUCCACGGUGGCACACUGUGCUAGGUCAGGCUAUCUUGGAGGACAUCAUAGAGACGGGUGCCGCUGCAAAGUACAGGCCUUGCGAUGAUGAAAAUAUGGAAGAGACGGAUUGA